This is a messenger RNA of Aureobasidium subglaciale EXF-2481, 4044 nucleotides long. RefSeq lists its product as uncharacterized. Gene Ontology annotation, cellular component: cytosol; nucleus. Bases 267 to 3749 code for a protein of 1160 amino acids. NCBI's taxonomy places the organism in Eukaryota, Fungi, Ascomycota, Dothideomycetes, Dothideales, Saccotheciaceae. Gene Ontology annotation, molecular function: cysteine-type deubiquitinase activity; protein binding; cysteine-type endopeptidase activity. Gene Ontology annotation, biological process: protein deubiquitination; regulation of protein stability. The transcript has 6 exons. The record is from RefSeq and is a predicted model, not a curated record.
AGCCUCACCACCUGCCGAAGGCAAUAGAUUGUGCUGGCAUAUUCAUAGCCGCCGACCGAGCCAUAUCCUAGAAGCACAAGGCAUCAACCACACCGCAGCUUCCCGUAUCCGUAUUCCGCGAGUUGCCAUCCGAGCGUGUGAGGAGUGCAACAGCAGCAGCAGCGGCAGCAUCUGGACCGCACAUUCCUACUCUAGCAACUCUAGCAAGCAACACUCACAGCAUCGCGCCUUCCGUUGUUGUGCGCAGCGCAGCUACUUGACUCAAGAUGGAUCUCGGCCAUGACAUGCUAGUCGACUCUGACUAUGACGAGAAGCAGCAGGAUGUAGCCAUCAUAUCACCCGAAGACGACUCGAUGGAGGAGGCUGCCGUGCAGGAACCCCAGGCCGACGACUACGCCGCCAUGCGCAACCGCUUCAUGCCCGAAGACCCCGAUCUCGAAAUCGAGUCAGAAACCACAUUUACCUGGGACAUCAAAGACUGGCGCACACUCCCUCGCAGACACCACAGCCCGACAUUCCACACCGGCGACCACCCCUGGAAGGUCCUCUUCUUUCCCGCUGGUAACAACGCGAAUGAGUCAGUCAGCUUCUACCUCGAACAGGGCUAUGGCGAGGAAGACAAGCCCCCGGCAGACUGGUAUGCAUGUGCUCGCUUCAUGCUCGUCCUUUGGAAUCCGAACGACCCGUCCAUAUAUCUGCACCACGAGGCUCAACACCGCUUUAAUCAAGAGGAGGGCGAUUGGGGCUUUACACGCUUUGCCGAGAAGAACAGAGUGUUUGCGACUCGUUUCGACGACAAGGACCGCCCCUUGAUAGAAAACGACACUGCGAAACUGACAGCCUAUGUCCGCGUCCUGAAAGACCCAACUGGUGUGCUGUGGCACAACUUUGUCAACUACGACUCGAAGAAAGAGACCGGCAUGGUGGGUCUGCGCAAUCAAGGUGCCACCUGCUACCUAAACUCCUUGCUCCAAUCCCUAUUCUUCACCAACGCUUUCCGCAAGGCGGUGUACCAAAUACCUACAGAGAACGAGACGGACGCACGAAACAGCAGUGCCUGGGCCUUGCAGCGUCUCUUCUACAAGCUACAGACUGAUCCUGCCGCCGUCUCCACCAUGGAACUUACCCAAUCUUUUGGAUGGGAAUCUCGCCAGGUCUUCGAGCAACAAGAUGUCCAAGAACUUUCCCGUAUUCUCAUGGACAAACUGGAAGAAAAGAUGAAGGGCACCGAAGCAGCAAACGUCCUAGCCGAGAUGUUUGUCGGUAAGAUGAAGACGUAUCUCCGCUGCAUAGACGUAGAUUACGAGAGCUCUCGUGUUGAGGACUUCUGGGACUUGCAACUUAAUGUCAGCGGAUGUAAGACGCUUGACGACAGUUUCCGUGAUUACGUCCAGGUCGAGACUCUUGAAGGCGACAACAAAUAUGCCGCUGAAGGUUAUGGUCUACAAGACGCCAAGAAGGGAGUCAUCUUCGAGAGCUUCCCUCAGGUACUGCACCUCCAACUCAAGCGAUUCGAGUAUGACUUUGUGCGUGAUGCCAUGGUCAAAGUCAACGACCGCUAUGAAUUCCCUGAGAUCUGGGACGCAUCUCCAUACCUCUCAGAGACGGCCGAUCGCUCAGAGCCGUACAUCUACCGCCUGCAUGGCGUGCUUGUGCACAGUGGCGAUAUGAAUGCCGGUCAUUACUAUGCGUUCAUCAAGCCCACCAAGGACAGCCCAUUCUUCAAGUUCGACGACGAUCGCGUCACCCGCGCCACCCCCAGAGAGGCUAUGGACGAGAACUUCGGUGGCGACUAUGCCCCUACUGGUCCUAAUGGUGCCACCAAGAUGCAGAACCCCUUCACUCGUCAAUGGUCGACCAAGCGUUCGAUGAGCGCUUACAUGCUGGUCUACAUCCGUGAGAGCCGUAUUGAUCAGAUUCUGGGAGACAGUGACAGUAUCCAACCUCCCACACACCUGCCAAGCCGCCUCGCUGAGGAGCGCGCUGCACUCGAACGCAAACGCAAGGAACGCGAAGAGGCUCAUUUGUACAUGAACGUUCAGGUUGCGACAGAAAGCAACUUCCGCUCCUACCAAGGUUUCGAUCUGGUCGAUUGGAAAUCAACAGACCAGGAGGAAGCUGUAGCUCCUAGAGUUUUGCGAUGCAAGAAGGCGAUGACCUUGUCAGAAUUCAACGAGCAAGUCGCACAGGACAUUGGAACUGACGCAGAUCUAAUUCGUCCCUGGGUCAUGGUCAACCGCCAGAACGGUACUGUCAGGCCCGACCAUCCUCUCAAUUACUCGACAAUGACCCUCGAAGAAGCGAAUGCCAAGUUUUCUACCAGGGCAGCGUCAUUCCGACUUUUCAUCGAGCAAACUACCCGUGGUGAAGAUGGCAAGCCGGUGUGGCAUGCUGAUGUUCCGCCGCCUUCACCACCCGCCCAGGAGCAGAAGCCCAUUAUUGUCUUCCUCAAACAAUUCGAUCACGAAACCCAGACGCUCAAGGGUGUAGGUCACACGUACAUGCUUCAGCACCAGAAGGUUCAAGAUCUCGCUGAGCCGAUCUUGAAACUCAUGGGAUGGGAAGCUGGUACAUCGCUCAAGCUGUUCGAAGAGAUUAAGCAAAACUUUAUCGAUGUCAUGAAGCCCAAGCAGACUUUGGGCCAGUCUGAGAUCCAAGACGGCGACAUUGUCUGCUUCCAGAAGGUCAUGACAGUGGAAGAGGCCCAAGCAUUCCAGCAGAGCUACCCUUCUGCCUACACUGAUGCAAUCUCCUUCUACGAUUAUCUAUUGAAUCGCAUCCGUGUAUUCUUCUUACCACGUCCUGGAGCACCUCAGAGCGUGCCACUCGAGCAGGGAGCGGAUGAGUUCGAGGUCUUCCUAUCGAGAAAGGACUCGUACGACACUUUGGCAAACAAGACAGCCCAACAUCUGUCGAUAGUUUCGAAGACAGAGGUCGAUCCUACACAUUUGCGAUUCACUACAGUCAACUCACAAAGCGGCAAGCCUCGUGCGCCUGUCAAGCGAACGCCUACAACGACAGUGCAGACCAUUCUUGCUGGUGUUGGUACUGGCGGUUACGGUGGUGGUUAUGGCUACACAAAUCAGUCACCCGACACUUUGUACUACGAAGUCCUGGAGAUGAGCUUGGCAGAUUUGGAACAACGCAAGACAGUCAAGGUGAUAUGGCUCCCCGAAGGAGUGACCAAGGAAGAAACAUUCGACUGUCUUGUUCCCAAGGUUGGUACUUUCGAAGACGUCCUCCCGGUGUUCCAGAGGAAGGCCAAGCUGCCAGACGAGCUCAUUGAGCAAAUUCGAUUCUACGAGGCUCACUCUGGCAAAGUGUAUAAGAAUCUUGGCCUAGAUACACCAGUGUCGACUUUGAACGAGUUUAUGCAAGUCUACGCAGAGCGUCUGCCAGAAGAGGAACGAGAGGCCGAGAAGGAGGGUACGCCUCCGCUCAUCGGAUGUUUCCAUUACGACAAAGAGCCCGCGAAACCGCACGGUGUGCCUUUCAUCUUUCUUGUCAAGGAGGGCGAGAUCUUCAAGGAGACCAAGGAGAGACUGUCGAAGCGCACAGGCAUCAAAGGCAAACAGUUCGAGAAGAUCAAGUUUGCGGUCAUUCCACAUGGAAGCUACUCUCGGCCAAAGCCUCUCGAAGACGAUGACAUUCUCUCGGAAAGCUUCAGCGAGGGCGAUCAACUGGGUCUGGACCAUGUCAAUAAGGCACGUAACGCAUGGCUCAAGUAUGAGAGCUUGAAUAUCCGAUAAAUGAAUUGUGAAUGGAGCAGUAGCAAAAUGAAGCCACUAGCACUGUAAGAGGAUAUGGUUAUCAAAGAAGCAUCCAUGGUCGGAAUGAGGUGCACACUAUCGUGCCGGCAGAGCUGAGAUUGGAGAAGGUAACCUACAUGGAUCGACAGAUUAGCAGUCAGGCUCUCGGCUUCUCGACAGAGGUUAGCGUACAGCGAAGGAUACAGUAGCAGAAGUCGAAGGACGUGUUGGCGACAGACACGAACAAAGUAGACAUGAGAGAAUGCAAACAUGGUUAAUUUGAUACAUAAACCGG